This is a messenger RNA of Sesamum indicum (sesame), 1843 nucleotides long. Its product is annotated as cytochrome P450 CYP72A219-like. Lineage: Eukaryota; Viridiplantae; Streptophyta; Magnoliopsida; Lamiales; Pedaliaceae. The record is from RefSeq and is marked provisional. Gene Ontology annotation, molecular function: iron ion binding; monooxygenase activity; oxidoreductase activity, acting on paired donors, with incorporation or reduction of molecular oxygen.
GUCUGAUUGAGAGCGUGGACGCACACAACGAACGGAAGAAUCGAGGAAAGACACAAGAACAGAGUUUCCACUCCGCUGUCAUCACUUAUAAAUUCGCAGCUCUGAUUCUUACAGCACACAGAGCAAACACAGCUCGAACAACUGCUCUUCCAGAUAAAGAAAUUUGAAGAAAAAUGGAGACUUUGCUCAGCUCACUGGCGCUAAUUUCUUGUGCUGUUGCAUUAGUGUAUGCCUGGAAAAUACUGAACUGGGCAUGGUUCAGGCCGAGAAAGCUGGAGAAAAUCCUCAGACAGCAGGGUUUCAAGGGGAAUUCUUACAAGCUUUUCUUCGGGGAUUUCAAUGAAAUGAAGGCGAUGACGAAAGAAGCCAAGUCCAAGCCCAUGAGUUUUUCCCACGAAAUUGUGCCUAGAGUGGCUCCCUCAAUUAUUAAAACUGUCAAGAACUAUGGUGAGCAGUCUUUUCUGUGGUUUGGACCAAGGCCAGCAGUAAUUGUCUUGGACCCUGAAAUGGUAAGAGAGAUUCUGUCGAAAAGUUACGUAUUUCAGAAGCCUGGCGGUAAUCCAACAAGUAGAAUGCUGGCAAGAGGAAUUGCAUCCUAUGAAACAGAUAAGUGGGCCAAGCACAGAAGAUUGAUCAAUCCUGCGUUUCACGUCGAGAAAUUAAAGCAUAUGGUUCCGGCAUUUUACUUGAGUUGUGCGGACAUGUUGAGCAAAUGGGAAAAGAUUGUGCCGAGGGAAGGAUUGUGUGAGUUGGACGUGUGGCCGUAUCUUCAAACCUUGACAAGCGAUGCGAUCUCACGUACUGCAUUUGGGAGUAGCUAUGAAGAAGGAAGAAGGAUAUUUGAGCUUCAAAAAGAGCAGGCCGAGCUUAUCAUGGAAGCGCUUCGCACUGUUUACAUCCCCGGAUCGAGGUUUUUGCCGACCAAGAACAACAAAAGGAUGAACAAAAUUGUGAGGGAAGUGGAAUCAUCCGUGCUCGGCAUUAUCAAUAAAAGAAUGAAAGCAAUCAAAGCAGGGGAAACUGCAGGCGACGACUUAUUGGGUUUACUAUUGGAGUCCAAUCUUAAGGAAAUCGAGCAACACGGAAAUAAGUUUGGAAUGAGCUUGAAGGAGGUGAUUGAAGAGUGCAAGCUCUUCUACUUUGCGGGGCAGGAGACAACUUCGACUCUGCUUGUUUGGACGAUGAUUUUAUUGAGCAAGCAUAAGGAUUGGCAGGAACGCGCGAGAGACGAGGUUUUGCAGCUCUUUGGAAGAGACAAACCUGAUUAUCAAGAGCUAAACCACCUCAAAAUUGUAAGCAUGAUAUUCCAUGAGGUUCUAAGGUUAUAUCCACCAGGAGUAAUGCUCAAUCGAAUUACAAUGAAGGAAAGUACACUAGGAAAGGUAACUCUACCAGCCGGAGUGCAGCUUCUGAUGCCGGCCGUUUUGUUGCACCAUGACCGCAAAAUAUGGGGCGAUGAUGCUGAGGAAUUCAAGCCGGAGAGGUUCAGUGAAGGAGUUUCUAAGGCAACGCAGGGGCAGCUCGUCUAUUUCCCGUUCGGCUGGGGGCCUCGGAUAUGCAUCGGGCAGAGCUUUGCAAUGUUAGAAGCCAAAUUGGCGAUGGCUAUGAUCUUGCAGCACUACUCUUUCGAGCUUUCUCCAUCCUAUUCACACGCUCCUGCCACAGUGAUCACCCUUCAACCUCAACACGGCGCACACUUAAUUCUGAGAAAGUUGUAGGGUUUAUGGUUUAGGGUUUCGGACUGAAAUUUGUUUUAUCAGUGAGAAUUUAGUGCAUAAUUGUGUUUGUAACAUGUAUAAGAUGUGUUGAGUAUUAAUAAAAGUUUUGAAUUUUAUUCUGUAAA